Molecule: messenger RNA, 516 nt
Organism: Drosophila erecta
Lineage: Eukaryota; Metazoa; Arthropoda; Insecta; Diptera; Drosophilidae
Gene: Vm26Ac
Product: 34 kDa spicule matrix protein
Exons: 1
Coding region: 1-516 (171 amino acids)
Source: RefSeq, a predicted model, not a curated record
AUGUGGAAGUAUCUCGGAUUCCUUGCCGUUCUGGGCGCAGCGAGUUCUCUGGGUCAGCAGACUGGCUUUGCAGCGUCGACGUGUGGCGGGGGUACUGGGUGUUUGAGGUCAUCAGCUGCCGAGCACUCGGAUCAGCAACUGAAUCGUAGGAGGAGGCAACAGCAGAUCCUACAGGAGGUUAUCGUGGAGAACAACUUUGGGGGUCCUGGCUUCGGGGGACCUGGCUUUGGAGGUCCAGGAUUCGGAGGUCCUGGCUUCGGCGGUCCUGGCUUUGGAGGUCCUGGCUUUGGACGACCCGGCUUCGGAGGUCCCGGGUUUGGAGGUCCUGGCUUCGGACGUGGCAAAUUUGGCUUUGCCCGCAGCUACGACCAGGCGGAUGAGGAGGCACCGGCCCAGGGAACAUACCAACAGCAAGGCACACUCAGUGAAGUUCCUUCUCCAACUUGCCCCAAAAACUAUGUGUUCUCCUGUGAAGCGGUUAUCAAGCCCGUUCCAUGUGGGCACAGCUCAUAUUGA